Messenger RNA from Olea europaea var. sylvestris, 2301 nucleotides. Its product is annotated as wall-associated receptor kinase-like 8. Gene Ontology annotation, cellular component: plasma membrane. Bases 1 to 2301 code for a protein of 766 amino acids. The record is from RefSeq and is a predicted model, not a curated record. The transcript has 3 exons. Gene Ontology annotation, molecular function: calcium ion binding; polysaccharide binding; ATP binding. Gene Ontology annotation, biological process: protein phosphorylation; cell surface receptor signaling pathway. NCBI's taxonomy places the organism in Eukaryota, Viridiplantae, Streptophyta, Magnoliopsida, Lamiales, Oleaceae.
AUGCAAAUGCAUUCGGUUUUGCUCCAAAUCUUCUGCUUUCUUUCACUAGUGGUAGCACUACCGCCAAAUGCGGUCGGAGCCGCCACCACCAAACCUGGCUGCCAAAGCAGAUGUGGUAACCUAGAAAUUCCAUACCCGUUUGGUAUCGGGUCAAAAUGUUCUCGGAACGUACACUUUAAUAUCAACUGCAAUACUUCUUUCGACCCUCCAAAACCCUACCUCCCGGAUCGCUCUGAAAGUUAUUACUAUGAGGUUGUUAAUAUCUCAGAAACCCAAAUCUUUCUCAAGAACUCGGAGGCACAACUGGCAAUGGCCUGUUACGGUAUGGGAUUCAAUAACAAGACAGAGAAUUCUACUAUAUCAAUCACAUUUCUGGAUAGUCCUUAUACGUUAUCAGACACAAAUCAGAUCACAUCCAUUGGUUGCGAUGACAUGGCAAUGGCAUCACAACUGUCAUACCUAACAAAUACCUUUGACGGUAGUGUUUGUGCAUCGUACUGUGGCGGUACUCCAUAUUAUGUUCAUAAUGGGUCAUGUCCAGGCAGGGGCUGCUGCCGGACCUCCAUAUCCAGAGUUGAGUAUCUCCGAGUUGAAUUGUUAGACAUGCAUAGUUAUUGGGGUCGAGAGAGAAAACAUUUCCGGUGCAGCUUUGCCUUCGUUGGAGUGACAGGUGAUUAUGAUAAAUUCAAUUUUAGUUUAUCUCAUCUCGACAAUUCAACAACUUUCCUGCGUAGUAAUGAAGAGUUUACGGGUAUGCCGUUGGUGUUGGACUGGCGAAUUGGGGACUACAAUUGCAUCGAAGAGCAAAAUUCGACUAAUUAUGCAUGUGGAAAGAAUAGUUAUUGCAUUAAUUACGACACCAGUCUUAAUUUUGGAGGAUAUCACUGCAAGUGCAAAGAAGGAUUUGAGGGCAAUCCUUACCUAGGAUGCCAUGAUAUCGACGAAUGCAUCAAUAAUCGAUGUGUCUCAUAUGGGACAUGCACCAAUACUCCAGGUUCCUAUAAUUGUUCCUGCCCUGAUGGUUAUUAUGGUGAUGGCAAAAGAGAUGGUAUUGGCUGUAUUCCGAUUCUGGUGUCCCAUAGCAAAUUGGCAAUAGGAAUAGGCUUGGGCGCUGGAGUGGGAUUUCUUCUAUUGUUAUCAACUUGCUUCUGCUUGUUCAAGUUUCAUCAGAAGAGAAAAAUCAAGAAGCGCAAAGAAAAAUUCUUCAAACAAAAUGGUGGUAUCUUGCUACAACAACAAACAUCAACAGAUGAAUGUAUACUUGAAAAAACACAACUUUUCACUAUUAAGGAGCUGGAGAAAGCUACCGAUAACUUCAAUGAAAGUCGAAUACUUGGUCAAGGUGGCCAAGGAACAGUCUAUAAAGGAAUGUUACAUGACGGAAAAAUCAUAGCAAUAAAAAAAUCCAAGUUAGUAAAUACAAAUCAAGUGGAGCAAUUCAUUAACGAGGUUGUCAUGCUUUCACAAGUAAUUCAUAGGAACGUAGUUAAACUACUAGGUUGUUGCCUAGAAACAGAGGUUCCUUUAUUAGUUUAUGAAUUCAUCUGCAAUGGAACCCUUUUCGAUCAUAUCCAUGACAAGAGUUCUGAUUUCCCAUUGUCAUGGAACAUGCGCUUGAAAAUUGCUAUAGAAGUGGCAGAAGCACUUGCUUAUCUUCAUUCUGCAACUUCUUUUCCUAUCUAUCACAGAGACAUUAAGUCAACUAAUAUAUUGCUUGAUGAAAAAUAUGUAGCCAAAGUUUCAGACUUUGGAACUUCAAGGUUAAUUGCAAUGGAUCAUACUCAUGUAACUACCCAAGUAAAAGGAACAUUUGGAUACGUAGAUCCAGAGUAUUUCCAGUCAAAUCAAUUUACCGAAAAGAGUGAUGUUUAUAGUUAUGGAGUUGUUCUUGUCGAGCUCUUGACUGGGCAAAGGCCAACAUCUUUGGCGACGCAAGAGGAAAAAAGUUUAGCAACAAGAUUUUUGUUAUGUAUGGACGCAGAAAAUCUCGAAACAAUUGUUGACGCCCAAGUCUUAGAGCAGAGUAAGAGAGAAGAGCUUUUUGCAGUGGCUAAGCUUGCACAAAGGUGCUUAAAUUUGAAUGGGAAGAAAAGGCCAACCAUGAAAGAAAUAGCCAUGGAGUUGGAGAUUGUUAGAAUGUCACAAACGCAUUCAACUAUAUCCGAAACUAAAUAUCAAGACAUACAGUUGUGCAAAUCAAAAACAAGAUUGAUGGCAGAUGAUAACUACACAUGGACAAGUAACUAUGACAAUAUCAUCCCAUCAUCUGAUGCCUAUCCCUUAGAGAUUCACACAGUUUGA